Molecule: messenger RNA, 411 nt
Organism: Impatiens glandulifera
Lineage: Eukaryota; Viridiplantae; Streptophyta; Magnoliopsida; Ericales; Balsaminaceae
Product: secreted RxLR effector protein 161-like
Exons: 3
Coding region: 1-411 (136 amino acids)
Source: RefSeq, a predicted model, not a curated record
AUGGAGAAAUUUGGAAUGGCUAAUUGCAAUACAUUUCAUAAUUCAGUUGUUCUUGGUUCUCAUCUUACUAAAGAUGAGAGUGGAAAUAAGGUUGAUAGCGCAACACAACCUGCUAUUAUGUUUGUUGUAAGACAACAUACUCGAUAUAUGGACUGUCCUACAAAACUUCAUCAUAAUGCAGCAAAAAGAGUAUUACGAUACUUGAAAUGGAUGUAUGAUUAUGGUAUUCUCUACAAAAAUGGAGGAGAUGUAAAGUCUGAAAGCUACACAGAUAAUGACUAUCUGGGUUCUGGUGCUGUGUUUUUGCUAUCAAAGAAGCAUGAGAUUGUUAUAUUGUCCACAACUGAAAUAGAAUUUGUUGCAGCAACUCAUGCAAUCUGGUUACGAAGAAUUCUAGAGUAUCUUCAUUAG